AUGAACUUGCUUCUUUCCGACGACUACCUGCUCCAGGACUACCCAGAGAGCAUCACGGGCACCAUACGAUCGGGGCAUGCAACUUUUCUACGAUUCAAUCGCAAGGGCGACUACCUCGCGUCCGGCCGCGUCGAUGGAACUGUCAUUGUCUGGGAUUUAGAGACCAUGGGUGUCGCCAGGAAGCUGCGCGGCCACAACAAGAGCAUCACAUUUCUCAGCUGGUCUAGAUGUGGUCGCUAUCUGCUUUCUGCGUGUCAGGGAUGGCGGGCCAUCCUAUGGGAUCUGAAAGAUGGAAGCAGGUUUCGCGAAGUGCGCUUCCGCGCUCCAGUAUACAUGGCAGAGCUUCACCCAUGGAAUAGGUUGGCGCCAGCGCUCGUUGAUGUAUCCGAACCCGUCGAUGUCAAGCGCGUACUCCCUUCAGCACCGAAACGAGCGAACGCCGACGAGCGACAGGCAAAGGAGGAUGCCAAACAAAUGACCACAUCCGCAGUCUGGACCAUGUCCGGUGAUCAUAUUCUUGCUGGGACUAGCAAAGGGAAGAUCAACAUAAUCGACGCCAAGACGCUGGAGAUCAUUUACUCGGAAAAGAUUUGCGCUGGCGCAAUUACAACACUGCGAAUUACAGGUUCCGGUCGCGACCUUUUGGUCAACUCACAGGAUCGCAUCAUUCGCACCCUACGGAUUCCGAACCUAUCUGCCCAAGAUCUCGACCCUGACACGAUACAAAUACCGAUCGAGCAUAAAUUUCAAGACGUUGUCAACCGCCUGUCGUGGAAUCACGUCACGUUUAGCGCAACAGGCGAAUAUGUUGCUGCAUCGACAUAUAAUAACCAUGAACUGUACGUCUGGGAGCGCAACCAUGGAAGUUUGGUCUGCAUGCUCAAGGAUCCAAAGGAGGAACAGGGGGUUAUUGAAUGGCAUCCUGCCAGGGCAAUGCUCGCAGCCUGCGGGUUGGAGACUGGCAGGAUCUAUAUGUGGUCAGUUGUCAGCCCGCAAAAGUGGUCGGCUCUUGCGCCCGAUUUUGCCGAGGUCGAGGAGAACGUCGUGUACAUUGAAAAGGAAGACGAGUUUGAUCUUUAUGCGCAGGAAGAGAUCCACAGGCGGCGCCUAGACGCCGAAGACGAGGAGGUGGAUGUCAUGACAAACGACCAUCUGAAGACUGAGGACGAGAUGGAUGGCGACGAGUUUCGCAUGCCGAUUUUGUUUACGCUGGGUGAAAGCGAUAGCGAGGACGAGUUCAUAACCGUGUCGACAGGGACCAUGCGCCGGCGAAGUCCUGGGGAUGAUCAGUCUGAUUCACAUGGGGCAGUCGAGGCUGUACCACCAAAACGAGGAGCGGCCAAGGGUGGACGUGUACGAUCCUCUCGCAAUCACGUUAACUCCAGUUUCUUCGGCCUGCCCUCUGUCGCCACGCCUCAACACGACAAACUUUGUUCACCGGCCCCCAACUCAUCACCACGCGUGUCGGGCAUCGAGCGCGACAUCACCAAGCACAAAUUCGAGUGCCUGAAAACCCAGUGA
This is a messenger RNA of Cordyceps militaris CM01, 1521 nucleotides long. Its product is annotated as WD domain-containing protein. Gene Ontology annotation, molecular function: protein binding. The transcript is spliced from 3 exons. NCBI's taxonomy places the organism in Eukaryota, Fungi, Ascomycota, Sordariomycetes, Hypocreales, Cordycipitaceae. Bases 1 to 1521 code for a protein of 506 amino acids. Gene Ontology annotation, cellular component: Set1C/COMPASS complex. The record is from RefSeq and is a predicted model, not a curated record.